Telopea speciosissima is the source of this 2039-nucleotide messenger RNA. RefSeq names its product probable myosin-binding protein 5. The transcript has 4 exons. NCBI's taxonomy places the organism in Eukaryota, Viridiplantae, Streptophyta, Magnoliopsida, Proteales, Proteaceae. The record is from RefSeq and is a predicted model, not a curated record. The coding region runs from base 1 to 1845 and encodes 614 amino acids. Gene Ontology annotation, molecular function: myosin binding.
AUGGCGAAGAGACCAGUCAAGCAAUUCAUCGAACAGAAGCUCGGGAAAUUCCUGUGCAUUGUGAUAUACAUUCUUCUUGAAUGGGUGAUGAUAGUUUUGCUGUUCGUUGACGGCUUGAUUGCUUGUGCUGCCAAUGAAUUUGCUCGUUUCUUUGAACUGAGAAUCCCAUGCUUGUUCUGCACGAGGAUUGAUCAUGUUCUGGUUCACAGAGAUCCUGAUUUUUAUUACAAUGAUUCUAUAUGCGAAAGUCACAGGAAGGAUGUUUCAUCUCUUGCAUAUUGUCAUGUUCACCAAAAAUUAGCUGAUAUAAGGCGGAUGUGCGAGGGUUGUCUUCUGUCUUUCGCUACGGAGGAUAAGUCUGACUGCGAUACCUAUAGAUCUUUGGUAGGGAUUUUGGGUAAAGAUCUUGAAUGUUCUGUUGAAGAUGAUCAUAAAAUUCAUUUGAGACUACCGGCUAGUGGGAAGAUAGACAUUUUACAGCUUGAGAAGAGCAGCAUUCAUCGGUGUUCUUGUUGUGGGGAACCAUUGAGGAUUAGGACUUCGUUUCCACAGGGAUUGAACGGAAGCCAUUUCCCCCAAACUCCUGCACCAUCUCCCCGAGGAUUAUUAGUGAAGACAAAACCAGAGGAAAAAUCACGAGGUUCUGAUACAUUGCCUCAUAUUAGGUAUACAGAGCUCAAAAUCACCUCCGACACCGAAUCAGAGAUUCCAGAGGAUGAGGAUGGGUCAAUCUCGUUAACUCCAGAGAAUCAAUCAGGUAGAGAAGAUGUCAAAGCUGCUGCUGUGCCAUUGCUGGUAGAAUUGAACGAGGAUGCUUGCAGGACGCCUAGUUUUAGUAAAGGAAGCAGGUUAUCCGCAAUCACCUUAUCAGAUUCUGCAAUUGAAAGCCCUAGGUGGUUUCAAAAGCUUCCCAGGAAGUUUGCUAUUGAAAAACAAGAACCGAGUACAGAGUUUGUGGAAGGAAGUUCUACAACUGAAGUAGAUCCUGAAACCAUUCUGCUUCGUUUGAAGAGACAAGUUCGACUGGACCGCAAGUCAUUGAUAACUUUGUAUAUGGAAUUGGAUGAAGAAAGAAAUGCUUCUGCCAUUGCUGCAAACCAGGCAAUGGCCAUGAUCACCAGGUUGCAGGCAGAAAAAGCAGCUGUGCAGAUGGAGGCCUUGCAGUAUCAGAGAAUGAUGGAGGAGCAAGCUGAGUAUGAUCAAGAGGCCUUGCAAGAUAUGAAGGAUCUUCUUAUCAAAAGAGAGCAGGAAAUAAGGAUUUUGGAGGCAGAGUUAGAGGCUUACAGGGAAAGUUCCGGACAUGGAAGAGUUCUUGGUAUUGACAGCUUUAGCGCAAAUGCUGAUGAAGAUUACGUUCAGUUGAAGUCUGCGUCCGAAUCAUCUGUUAGUGGAUGUUGUGAAUGUGGUAGCCCUCCUGCUGAUAUUGAUGUAGAAGAGGGGAAUGGGGAACAAGAGCAUAAUUCUGACCAAAUUGGGCCAUCGCUAGAAUCAAAUAGGCAGCUAAUUCGUGAUGAACCAUUGUUAGACAUUGAAAAUGAGAAGUUAUAUCUUUUGGAUCAGUUGAAACAGUUGGAGAUGAGGAUUCACCUAUCUCAGAAUAGCUCUAACAUAGAUAAUCUCAAUGAGGAAGACAAAGGAGACAUGAGUAGCAACAUCAUGACCAAAGAAAUAUCUCGUCUCAGUGAAAAGUUGGAAGCCCUUGCAGCAGAUAGGGAAUUCUUAAAGCAUGCUGUUCGGUCACUCCACAAAGGUGGUGAAGGAACCCAGCUUCUGAGAGAGAUAGCUCUACAUCUUCGGGAGCUUCGGUGUGCAGAGAAGAGGCCUGUGGAUGGUAUUGCUGAUUGAGUUUGUUUCAUUUAAGUCAUUUUGAUGGCAAACAAGCAAGGGAAGUAUCAGCAGUCACUAAUCCUUCUUUUGAGAGUUUUUUACCAAGCUAACAACCGAGCACUUUAUGUUGAGAGGGAAAAACAUUUCAAUUUUGGGACAAGAACAAAACAAUUAAUGUCAUGGAUCAAGGCAUCAAAGUCUUCUGGCCUUUU